Suillus fuscotomentosus is the source of this 483-nucleotide messenger RNA. RefSeq lists its product as uncharacterized. NCBI's taxonomy places the organism in Eukaryota, Fungi, Basidiomycota, Agaricomycetes, Boletales, Suillaceae. The transcript has a single exon. The record is from RefSeq and is a predicted model, not a curated record. Bases 1 to 483 code for a protein of 160 amino acids.
AUGACGGCGGACUUCGAAAUUAUGCCUGCUUCUCGACCACCACGUCCUCGUCGCUCUGCGCGACUCAAAGCCUUGCACACUUACUCGCGGAAGGUCGUACCCACCAUGGAACCCACCCAGCCACAUACCACUCGUGGGAAAGGGAAAGCUCGAGGAUCGCGAGUACGUUCGACCACUAGUACUUGUACUAGCGGUCAAGACCAAGUGCGCGCCCCCAAAUUCAGUGUCCAGUGGCAAGCUGACCCUAGGCGCACCGAAAAAAUCAUGGAACAUCUUCGCACACAUCCUGCUGACUGUCGCGUCCUAUUCUACUCUGACAAUAAGUCGCACGCUGACGGUGAUCGCCCCUCGGCCAAAGACAAGGUAUCCAUUUGCCAAAUCAUCGCAAAGUCUGUCUUUGAGAACGAUCCCGAAUAUGCGAACUACUAUCCCGACGAUCCUGAAAGAUUCCGUGACUCCACAAACAGCCAUAUCUCUGGGUGA